This is a messenger RNA of Dunckerocampus dactyliophorus (ringed pipefish), 2302 nucleotides long. RefSeq names its product tRNA methyltransferase 2 homolog A (gene trmt2a). The record is from RefSeq and is a predicted model, not a curated record. Lineage: Eukaryota; Metazoa; Chordata; Actinopteri; Syngnathiformes; Syngnathidae. Bases 283 to 2079 code for a protein of 598 amino acids. Gene Ontology annotation, biological process: RNA processing. Gene Ontology annotation, molecular function: RNA binding; RNA methyltransferase activity. The transcript is spliced from 11 exons.
CACGUGGUUAUAGCAAUAUGGCAGCUCCCCGAAUCGUCGUUUAGUGUUGUUCCUGAAGCGUCAGAAAGUAACGUAUCACUCACAAUAUACUAAAACUUAAAUCUGUAAUAAAGGGAGAGCCGCUCUAACUUUUAGGCUAUUGUAGUCAAAACCGUCUGUUCUGGUUCUGUUUUGAUGCAUCGCGUUUGUGUUUGUAAAAUAUAAAGUCUGUUUACUGUGUUUCUGACAGUGAUGCGAGAGUAUCGCAGUCAAAUUAAUUAUAUUACUUCUUUGUAAGCAGAUAUGGCAGAUUCUAGUAGCAGCACAGUGAGUGAAGCAGCACCUCCAAAGGAGUGUGACGCCACUGACUUCACAGAUGACGUCAGCGGUACCUCUGACCCCAGCAUGUAUGGUUACAUCAAGCAAGACCUCUUUACGUCAGAGAUCUUUAAAGUGGAGAUCCAAAACCUUCCCAGGUUCAUCGGCUUCAACGACAUGAAGAAGUUUUUGGCCAAGCAUGGCCUCAACCCGCACAAAGUCAAGCUGUUCAGCAGGUUUGCCUUUGUCACCUUUAAGAAUGAAGAGGAUCGCGAUAAGGCCAUGAAGAUGGUGCACGGGAUGCAGUGGAAGGGCCAUGUGUUGAGCGUCAGGCUGGCUAAGCCCAAAGCAGACCCCAUCCAGAGGAAGAGGAAGCAAGAGGAAGGAGAAGGAGCCGGAGGACAGCCUCCUUCCAAGCGAGCAGAAGGUGAGGAGGAGGAGGAACUGAGUGUCCAGAUCGCCAACGUGGUGACUCCCCUGUGGAAUGUGCCUUAUGAGGAGCAGCUAAAGAGGAAGGAGCAGGAGGCGGUGGCGGUUCUGCAGAGGUUGGCAAAAGAGAUUGGCAGCACCAACAAAGCUAUGAUGCCCUGGCUUUUUGACAUGAAAGGAAAACACAACAAAAUGUGUUGUCCACUUGAAACCAUUCGCCCAUCUCCUACACAGACGAACUACAGAAACAAGUGUGAGUUCCUUGUCUCCAUGGGCGCGGACGGGGAAGAUAAGACUGUUGGUUUCCGCCUGGGAAAAUACAAAGGAGGCUCCUGUGCUGUGGUGGGCCCAGCGGACGCGUGCCAUGUUUCAGCCGAGGCCAAGAAAGUUGCCCAUGAGUUUCAGAAAUUCAUCAGGUCAACACCGUACACCGUCUACAGCCCUGAAACUUAUGAAGGACACUGGAAGCAGCUGACUGUUCGGACCACCAGGACCAAACAAGCCAUGGCGAUGGCAUUCUUCAACCCACAGAAACUUGAGGAAACAGAACUGGAUGUGUUGAAGAGCUCCAUGAAGAAGUACUUCACAGAUGGAGAGGGCAAAGACAGUGGCAUCACUUCCUUUUACUUUGUCAGAGAGGGCCAAAGACAAUCUCCUAAUGCUGAAGACUUGCCGUGUGAGCUGGUGGUAGGAGAUGGAUGCAUUUACGAGGAACUCCUCGGUUUAAAAUUCAGAAUAUCUCCUCAUUCUUUCUUUCAGGUGAAUACUGCCGGAGCAGAGGUUCUGUACUCUGCAGUGGGGGAAUGGGCCCAACUGGAUCAGGACAGCACAGUGUUGGAUGUGUGCUGUGGGACCGGGACUAUUGGCAUCUCUCUGGCUAAGAGGGUCAAGAAGGUUAUUGGAAUUGAGCUGUGCCAGGCGGCAGUGGAGGAUGCGAAAGUUAACACAAAACUGAACGGUCUUACAAAUGUCGAGUUUCACUGCGGGAAAGCUGAAGAUGUGUUCCCCAAUAUUGUCAGUGCUCUUGUGUCACCCAACAUCACAGCCAUUGUGGAUCCACCAAGGGCGGGACUACAUUCCAAGGUGAUACUAGCCAUCAGAAGAGCAGAGCAUCUCAAGAGGCUGAUUUAUGUGGCAUGCAAUGCCAAGGCAGCCAUGAACAACUUCAUUGACCUGUGCAGAGCCCCUUCCAACAGAGUUCACGGAGCGCCGUUCCGCCCUGUUCGAGCCAUGGCUGUGGAUAUGUUUCCUCAGACAAUGCACUUCGAGAUGGUUCUUCUCUUUGAGAGGGAAGGCAACUCUCAGCAGCAGAGCAAUAAUCAGGAAGAAACAGUACCAGUAUGUUCACCUUAGAAGCCUUUGCAAAGGUAAUACUCUGACGACACACUGUCCAAUGCGGCAUUGAACAAUAACUGUUAAUGUUCUGUUGACUGUGGAUUUAAGUCUUUUUUUUAUGAUUUCAAAUUGAAUCCUUUUCCACCCCUUAAAAGGUUCUAAAUGGAAGUUCUUCCCCCAUACUCAAUGUUAGGCUGCAUAUCUCUCUUGGAAUAAAACUUCAGUUAUUUCAAAACUACAC